This is a messenger RNA of Dentiscutata heterogama, 2426 nucleotides long. The record is from the annotation of a GenBank genome assembly. NCBI's taxonomy places the organism in Eukaryota, Fungi, Glomeromycota, Glomeromycetes, Diversisporales, Gigasporaceae.
AUCAGCAAACUCGAGAAGAUGCAUCCAGACAACUUGAGCAAGCGCAACAAACAAAUUAUGAGCUCUCCAACGAGCAGACUGAAACAUUUAUUCGGAAUUCAGCCGGGCUAGCCCUAAAGAACUCGUUAGUGUCAUCGGAAGCUUCUCGAAGAAAUGAAAUUACACAGAGAUGGUUAAAUAUGGAUGAGGCAACAAGACAGCAAAUUAAGCAAGCGGUGCUGGCAACACUGGGGUCAAACGACCAAAGAGCUGCUGCUACCGCUGCCCAAGUUGUUUCAGCAAUUGCAGCCAUUGAACUUCCAAGCGGACAAUGGACUGAUUUAAUGAAAACUCUGUUGGAGAACGUCACUACUACCGACAAUAGUCAACUCAAGAUAGCAACAUUAACAGCAAUUGGCUUUGUUUGUGAAUCGAUCGAUUCUGAUAUCCUGGCAGCCCAAUCAGGGGCAAUCCUAACUGCAGUUGUAUCAGGCGCCAGAAAGGAAGAGCCCAAUCAGGAAGUUAGAAAAGCAGCAAUUGAUGCACUAUAUAACUCGUUAGAGUUCAUCAGGGAGAAUUUUGAUCGAGAGGGUGAACGUAAUUAUAUUAUGCAAGUCGUGUGCGAAGCCACACAAAGUGCCGAUGUCAAUGUUCAGGUUGCUGCCUUUGAAUGUUUGGUCAGAAUUAUGCAAAUUUAUUAUGAUAAAAUGCGUUUUUACAUGGAGAAGGCAUUAUUUGGUUUGACUGUCCUUGGAAUGAAGCAUGAAGAUGAAAGAGUAGCUUUGCAAGCUGUCGAAUUUUGGUCAACAGUAUGUGAUGAAGAACUUGAAUUAAUGGGAGAGGCUGCGGAGGCGCAGGAAACAGGUGAACAGCCUGAACGUUUAAGCCAUAAUUUUGCCAAAGCGGCCUUGCCUGAAAUAUUACCCGUUUUAUUAUGGCUUCUCACAAAACAAGAAGAGGAGGCUGACGAAGAUGAUUGGAACGUUUCAAUGGCUGCGGGUACUUGCCUGGCUCUCCUAGCUCAAUGCGUUGAAGAUGCUGUUGUCGCACCAGUGAUUCCUUUUGUAGAAAAUCAUAUUCGUAAUAACGAUUGGAGAUUCCGCGAGGCAGCUGUUAUGGCUUUCGGGUCAAUUUUAGAAGGCCCCGAGCAUAAAUUACUUGCAAAUUUGGUAAACCAAGCUUUACCGGUUUUGAUUGAUAUGAUGAGAGAUCCAUCUCCCCAAGUUAAAGACACAACAGCAUGGACUCUUGGACGUGUUUCCGAACUUUUAAUAGAGUGUAUCAAACCCGACGUUCACCUUCAUCCUCUUAUUACUGCAUUGGUUUAUGGGUUAAAAGAUUCUCCGCGCAUUGUGUCCAAUUGUUGUUGGGCUCUAAUGAGUUUAUCUGAUCAAUUCGGUAGCAAGGAGACGCCGCAGUCUACAUAUCAUUUAUCCGCUUAUUUUGAGGGAAUUAUCACUGCGUUAUUGGAAACUACAGAGAGGUCAACCAAUGAAUCUAACUCGCGAACAUCGGCUUAUGAGUGCAUUUCCAUUCUGGUGCAAGGGGCCGCAUUGGAUUGUUUUCAAACUAUUCAAAAAUUGACAUUUACUAUACUUGAUAGACUUGACGCUACAAUUUCCGCGCAGAAUCAAAUAGUUGGUAGUGAUGAGCGUCUUGCACAUUCUGAGCUUCAGUCAAAUUUAUGCAGUGUUUUAACGAGUAUUAUUCGUAAGCUCAAGACCGAAGUAGUACCACUUGCAGACCGAAUAAUGACAACAUUGUUGUCAUUGUUUCAAACUGCUACAAAACAUUCUACCACGUUGGAGGAUGGGUUUCUUGCUGUUGGAGCUAUUACCACAGCUGUGGAAGGAGACUUUCUUAGAUAUCUUGAAGCAUAUAUAUGUCGCGCGCUCGGAGAACAAUCGUUACCGUACUGCGAUACUUUUAUGAAUGUCCUGUUGCAAAAUCUUCAGAGCCCCGUGUUGAAUAGGAAUGUCAAACCCGCAAUUCUUUCGUGCUUCGGUGAUAUUGCUCUCGCAAUAAGUGGUAGAUUCGAAGUAUACUUGGAAAUAGUAAUGCUGGUGCUCGCGCAAGCCAGUAAUAUGCGUGCUACCGAUGGUACUAAUUAUGACAUGAUAGAUUACGUCAUUGCAUUAAGAGAAGGUAUACUGGAGGCAUAUGUUGGCAUUGUACAGGGUCUAAAAACUGGAGAAAAAGCUGAUUUACUUAUGCGAUAUAUUGAUCAAAUAUUCAAUUUCAUGAAUAUGACCUGGAAUGAUCAGGAAAAGACUGAAAUUAUCAUUCGAAGCAUGAUUGGCCUAAUUGGUGAUUUGGCAGAGGCAUUCCCAAAUGGUCAGAUUAAGCAAUGGUUCCAGUAUGAUUGUGUUACACAGGUGUUAAGGGAGGGUAGAAGUAAUCGUAAUUUACCUGCUGGGACAAGAGAAGUUACUCGGUGGGCUAAAGAG